GGUCCGCGCGGGACCGGGGCGAGAAGGGAGAGUCCGGAGCCGCCGGAGCCGCGGGACCCCCGGGCGGGAAAGGACCCCCAGGAGACGACGGCCCCAAAGGCAACCCCGGUCCCGUGGGAUUCCGAGAUCCCGGCCCCCCUGGAGAGCCCGGCCCCAGGGGCCAGGACGGAGCCAAGGGUGAGCGCGGCGAGGACGGAGAGCCCGGGGAGCCGGGCUCUCCGGGUCCCACGGGCGAGAACGGCCCCCCCGGGCCCCUCGGCAAGCGGGGUCCGGCCGGAUCCCGAGGCCCCGAGGGGCGCCAGGGCGGGAAGGGAGCCAAGGGGGAGGCGGGCGCGGGCGGAGCCCCCGGCAGGACCGGAGCCGUGGGACCCCCGGGAGCGGCCGGGAAGGCGGGGCCGGAGGGGCUGCGGGGGCUGCCCGGGCCCGUGGGCCCCCCCGGCCUCCCCGGCCUCAAGGGAGACACCGGAGCCAAGGGGGAGAAG
Messenger RNA from Haemorhous mexicanus (house finch), 482 nucleotides. RefSeq names its product collagen alpha-2(XI) chain-like. The record is from RefSeq and is a predicted model, not a curated record. NCBI's taxonomy places the organism in Eukaryota, Metazoa, Chordata, Aves, Passeriformes, Fringillidae.